Messenger RNA from Patiria miniata (bat star), 2860 nucleotides. Its product is annotated as sodium- and chloride-dependent glycine transporter 1-like. Bases 470 to 2353 code for a protein of 627 amino acids. NCBI's taxonomy places the organism in Eukaryota, Metazoa, Echinodermata, Asteroidea, Valvatida, Asterinidae. Gene Ontology annotation, biological process: sodium ion transmembrane transport. Gene Ontology annotation, cellular component: membrane. The record is from RefSeq and is a predicted model, not a curated record. The transcript is spliced from 14 exons.
UAGUAUUUGCAUUCAUUCUUUGCGUGCGCGUGCACGUACCACGUACACACGUACAUAUGUACAUGGCCGGCUAGAGCUAGUGAGUAGUUUGAUGUUUACAUUUUAUCGGAUGCAUAUGCGCAUGAUAUACGGCCGGCACCUAGCCAGCUCCAUGGCUGCAGAUAGUAUCGAAGUUACUGUUUACAAACACCAAUGUACUAAUCACAUCAGACUCACUUUCCCAUCGCUGACACGAGGGUGAAUCUGUCGCUAGCGCUACUAGUAAUAGGCAGGAGUGCCGAGCAAGUUUGUCGUCGGCCAUUGCAUCUUUUCGUCCUUGGUCAGUCAUCGAACUCAGACCAGCGUAAAAACUCGUCGAGAUAUCAGUGAAAGGACAACACCGUCUGGCCAGUGUCCUUGCGCCGUGCCACAACGGAGGACCAAGACAAAACUGUUUACUCCAAAUAAAUUGUGUGUCGCUGAGGGGACAAUGACUGAGACACAUGGUGGGGUAGUAGCACCACCAGAUGGGGGCAAGUACAUGAUGCAACUCAACGACAGCGAACUUCAAAACGGCAUCAAACCUGCCCAGGGCAAAGGGGAUGAGAAUGAAGCCCGAGGCAACUGGAGUGGGAAAUUGGACUUCCUUUUAUCCUGUGUCAGCUUUGCCGUCGGACUGGGGAACGUCUGGAGAUUUCCGUUUCUCUGCUUCGAGAACGGCGGGGGUGCAUUUCUGAUCCCCUAUAUCCUGAUGAUAUUCAUGGCUGGCCUGCCCUUGUUCUUCCUGGAGCUGAGUUUUGGCCAGUUUGCCAGCCAGGGAUGCCUCAGCAUUUGGGCAAUUUCACCAAUCUUCAAAGGACUUGGCUUUGGCAUGUUGAUCGUGUGUGCCCUAGUCACCUUGUACUACAAUGUCAUCAUCGCAUACGCACUCUUCUACUUCUUUGCCUCCUUCACCAGCGAUGUUCCGUGGAGAACCUGCGGGAAUGAGUGGAACACUGACAACUGUACAAUCUUUGACAAAGACAACAACAUGACAGUGAAUGGGACUUAUGAAAAUAAUACGCAUGCUGUCCGCCCCAGUCAGGAGUUCUUCAAUAAAUAUGUCCUAGGUAUGUCAGACGGCAUGCAUAUUAUGGGACCAGUCAAGUGGGAUCUUGCCCUGUGUUUGCUGCUAGCAUGGGUCCUUGUCUUUCUUAGUCUGGUCAAGGGCAUCAAGACAUCUGGAAAAGUGGUGUACGUGACUUCAAUCUUUCCCUAUUUUGUCCUACUCUGCCUGCUGAUCCGUGGAGUAACGCUAGAGGGGGCUAUUGAUGGCAUCAUUUAUUACAUCAAGCCUGACCUAGAGAGACUGAAACAUGCAAAAGUGUGGCAGGAUGCGGCAGUUCAGAUUUUCUACUCUCUUGGCACAGCCUUUGGAAGCCUGCAUACUCUGGCAAGCUACAACAAAUUCCACAACAAUUGCUACAGGGAUGCCAUCAUUGUGACUUUCAUCAACUGUGGCACCAGUGUCUUUGCUGGUUUUGUCAUCUUCUCUGUCAUCGGCUUCAUGGCCAACGAUGCGGGAGUCAGUGUGGAGAAGGUUGUGGCCUCUGGGCCAGGUCUUGCAUUUAUUGCCUAUCCUGAAGCCAUAGCACGCAUGCCGCUAUCCACCCUCUGGGCAUUGCUCUUCUUUAUCAUGAUCUUGAUGCUGGGAAUAGGAAGCGAGUUCUGCAUGUUUGAGACUGUCAUUACUGGAAUGGUGGACGAACUGGAGAAAUUCAACACAGUCUUCCGUAAGAAGAAAUGGCUGGUCACUUUGGCAAUGGCUGUAGUGAUGUAUCUACUUGGACUGACUAUGGUUACCAGUGGAGGAAUUUAUCUGCUGACCAUCAUGAACGCAUUCUCUGCUGGUCUAUCGGUCUUGAUCAUUGCAAUGCUGGAAUGCUUUGUGAUCGCUUACGUGUAUGGUGCGGACCGCUUUCUGGACGAUCUGAAUGUCAUGUUAGGCUUCCGUCCUGGUUUUUAUUGGAAAGCCUGCUGGAAGCUUGUGUCUCCAGCUUUCUUGACGUUCAUCAUCAUUUUCACCUUUGUGGGAUACUCGCGCAUGACGUACAACAAGGUCUAUUUGUACCCUGUUUGGGCCGAGUGCCUUGGUUGGCUGAUGACCCUAGCUUCAAUACUACCCAUUGUGGUUUACCCGAUUUACUACCUUCUGAAACAGGAAGGAACCUUUAUGGAGCGCCUGAGAAAGUCGCUGCGCCCAACCAAAGAAUGGGGACCAGCGCUGGACUCUCACCGCAAGGAGGCGGGUUUCCCUGUGCUGCCUGAGGACAACCAUGCUGCCAACCCAGACGAAGUCAGGAAACUAUACAAGGAAGCCGAAUCAAACGUCUAAGGGACCGUGGACUAAUUCCGAUUUGUUGGCGCCCCCGGGCACACACAUGCGCCCCCAUGCACUUUUGAGCAACCCCGUGCCUCAAGGGAACGCAAGGGCCCGUGCACUUGCGAGCAACCCCGUACCGCUCACAAUUGUACGGGCCCUUGCAUUCCUUUGAGUGCAAGUGCGGGUGAUUGCGUGCCAUUGCCAUAGCCAGAAAUGCUUCUUAUGGACACAGCCAUAGGUGAAACUCAACAAUAGUAACUAACAACUCUUAGAUCUCCAAAUCUUGGUGUAUUUAAUGGUUCUCCUUAGCAGAAAAACGCAUAUGUUUGCUCAGUGAAGAUCAGCUGUGAACCAGCCGAAAGACAUCCCAUGACAUUUUGGCUGUUACUUUGGUUUGGGUAAGCAAAGAUCAACCAACCAAGAACUACAAAUGCUCCCAAAGUUGCCUGUUUGUUUAUGAGACUUUCAGAAUUAGGUGACACCUGGGGCCAAUUUCACGGCGCUGCUAAGCACAAACAU